UCGAUGCCACAUUCCAGAGCUGGCCAUGGAUGUUGCCAAAUUGUUCGAGGGGCUCUGGGCGCCAUCUCUGGGUCCAAUGCGACAUCCCCCAUCCAGUGAAUGGGGGAGCUCGGGUCGCACCCGACGAAAUUUAACCUUUCUGAACGCUUGCUUCUUCAACGUUGGCGUCGUCAGAGAGUCCUAUAAGAUGGACGGUGCUCCGCCCCUUCCCCUGACAUCUCCAGCCUCCGGUUCCCUCACCACCCCGCACCGCUCGUCACUCUCUUUCGACAGCCAGCCAGGAUAGUCACUCAGCCCAUCAUGAAGUCCUCCAUGGUCUCCUUCUUCCUCUUCGCGCUCGGCCUGGUCAGCGCCGCCACCCUCGCGCCCCGCGAGCGUGGGGAGCGGGUGGACUACACCAACUUCAAGGGUCUGCGCGUGACCCUCGCCGAGCACUCCCAGGAGCUCGAGGACAAGAUCGCCGACCUGUCCGCUCACAUCCUCAACCCGGGCUCCCAGAGCACCCUCGACAUUGUUGUCAGCCCGGGCAACGUCGAUGCCAUCCGCGCCCUGGUCAACUCGACCGAAGUUGUCAUUGAGAACAUGGGUGAGGCGCUUCGCGAGGAGGGUGAAGUUGAGGAGCAGAUGCAGCUGUUUGACGAUGGCACUUCGACCGUCGCCGCCGUACCUCCUGAGUCGUGGUUCACUGCCUACCGCAGCUACAACGACCACCUCCAGUUCCUCCGUGAUCUGCAGGGCGCCUUCCCCGGCCAGUCCGAGCUCGUCACGGCCGGAGCUUCGUCCGCUGGACGCACUAUCCAGGGUAUCCACAUCUGGGGUUCCGGAGGCAAGGGCUCCAAGCCUGCUGUGCUCUUCCACGGCACAGUCCACGCUCGUGAAUGGAUCACCACCAUGACCACCGAGUACAUGGCCUGGAACCUCCUCACCAAGUACUCAUCUGAUGCGUCGAUCCGUGCGCUCGUCGACAAGUUUGACUUCUACAUCAUGCCCAUUGUCAACCCAGACGGCUUCGUCUACACGCAGACCAACGACCGCCUGUGGCGCAAGAACCGUCAGUCGCGCAGCGGCCAAUCGUGCGUCGGCACCGACAACAACCGCAACUGGCCCUACGGCUGGUCCAAGACUGGCGGUGCCUCUACCAGCCCCUGUGCCGAGACCUACAAGGGCCUUGCAGCCGGCGAUGCCCCCGAGAACAAGGGGUUGAUCUCUCAGAUCAACACCUUGAGGAGCGGACAAGGCAUCAGCCUGUACAUUGACUUCCACAGCUACGGACAGUACAUCCUUUGGCCCUACGGAGACGACUGCCAGAAGGUCGACCCCGCCGAGACCAGGUGGCAGGCUCUUGCCACCAAGGCCCGUGACGCCAUCCGCGCCGUCUCGGGCACCGCCUACACCAUCGGCAACUCUUGCCGCGCCCUCUACAUGACCACUGGCGACAGCACGGGCUACCUGGCAGGAACUGCUGGUGCCGCGUACGCCUAUACCUACGAGCUCCGCCCACGUUCCGGCAGUGGCACCAGCGGCUUCGUGCUGCCCGCCGCCCAGAUCCAGCCCACCGUCAAGGAGACGUUUGAGGGAGUCAAGGUCAUGUUGCAGGGCGCUUGAAGUGGCUUUUCUUUUUGGAACCUUGAGUGCAUUCUCGAGUGCGUUUUCGAAAGAGAGCUACCAGCGCAGAAGCGGGACGACUAUCGAGGUUGGUCUGGGGGUUGGACACAUGAUGUAAAUAGGGCACAUAUAUAUACCUUCGCGUACAUACUUUGAAAUUAUGAGCCAGUAGUAUAGUAACAAGCUUUAC
Messenger RNA from Pyricularia oryzae 70-15, 1795 nucleotides. RefSeq lists its product as uncharacterized. Gene Ontology annotation, molecular function: zinc ion binding; metallocarboxypeptidase activity. Bases 301 to 1605 code for a protein of 434 amino acids. The record is from RefSeq and is a predicted model, not a curated record. The transcript has 4 exons. Gene Ontology annotation, biological process: proteolysis. NCBI's taxonomy places the organism in Eukaryota, Fungi, Ascomycota, Sordariomycetes, Magnaporthales, Pyriculariaceae.